CUAUCAUGAUAGUUAUAAUGAUAACUCAAAUAUAGAAUUAGACAUUAAACAAAGAAAUAUUGACAAACUUAUAGAGUAUACAGUUGAUUUACCAGACUCAAUUCUAACAACAUUUAUAAAUAUAAUUAAAAAACUUGUACAAGUACAAUUUCACCAACCCGAAUAUUUAAAAAUGUGGAUUACUUUAUUAGAUGCAACAACACAAAUAAAUAAUAAUAAGUUGAGUCUUGGGGUCUCAUUACUAAAUCAUAUAAGAUAUAGUAAAGGAUCUAAAACCAGCCAAAUUUUUUCAAAGUAUAUACAACAAAAAGCUUAUAAUUUUAUUAAAUGGUCUUUAUAUUGUUCAAAUAAUGGCCAAAUUAAAUAUAGAAAACUAUCAACUAGAAAAGUAAAUCGGCUACAAAAAAUUAAUAUAUCUUUGCACAAUAAAGUUAAAAAAUUCAAGCAAAUUUGUAAAAAAAAAAUUUCAUUAGCUCAGUUUGCAGCAUGUAAAAUACCUACGAUCAUCAAUAAACAAUUAAAGUUAGCUAUUCAAGAUCGACUUAUAAUAAAUAAAAAACAGUAUUGUUCUAUAACUGUUUUAAUAGCUACACAAAUUUGUGAAAUUGGUCAAAUGUCCUAUCAAUCUGCCGUAACUUGUAUGAAAAAAGUAAUUAAGUAG
This is a messenger RNA of Racocetra persica, 661 nucleotides long. The record is from the annotation of a GenBank genome assembly. Lineage: Eukaryota; Fungi; Glomeromycota; Glomeromycetes; Diversisporales; Gigasporaceae.